Cimex lectularius (bed bug) is the source of this 1757-nucleotide messenger RNA. RefSeq lists its product as uncharacterized. The transcript has 2 exons. NCBI's taxonomy places the organism in Eukaryota, Metazoa, Arthropoda, Insecta, Hemiptera, Cimicidae. Bases 264 to 1097 code for a protein of 277 amino acids. The record is from RefSeq and is a predicted model, not a curated record.
UUAUAUGAAAGGGCUUAAGUUGGUGAUUGAUUUGAUGUAAUAACAUUACCAUAAGUUAAUAUUUUUACUGAUUACUGAUUGAUUCUUUGAUGUCCUUAUUUCUUUUCUUACAAGUAUUGUUUUAUUUUUCAUUCAGGUACCAUAUUUGGGUUAUUAGUAUUGAUUUCCCUCCUUUCUAGUUUUAUUCCUUGCUGUUUUCUGCCUUCUUUAGUUUCCUUCUCCUGAACCUUUGCUUGCUGAAGAAGCCAGGCAUUCGAAUUCUUAUGCUCACCUCUUUUCCAGGUGCAGCAGGUCCUCCGUACAGGUGCGCAACCUGUUCCAGGUCUUUCACGUACAUGUAUGCGCUCAUCAACCACAUCAACACGUGUGUAAGAGAUGUCAGCGGUGCACCACUAAAACGGUACAGUUGUGAAAACUGUACUUUCAGGACGAAUCACAAGUGGUAUCUUAAGCACCAUUCUUGCAAACGCAAGAGAUCAGUUUUGACUUGUAAAAGAUGUUACAUAACAUUCGAGGAUCAUGAAACCCUGAUUGCACAUUCCAAGGCUAAAAUGAGGUGUGAACCAAUCAAACAGAAGAAAAAAGGAAGCAAGGAACCCGUCAAAAUCAGCCCUGCAGUCAAAACGGACAACCCGACUGGCGAUAUCAAAAUCGCAGAUACGGCAGGGCCCGUGGCCAGCGGGACGAUCAGGAUCGCUGACCCUUCUGGCUUGAUGGCCGGCAGAGCGAUCACGAUCGCGGACCCGUCUGGCUUGAUGCCCGGUCGAGCGAUCAGGAUUGCAGACCCUUCAGGCUUGGUGAGCACACCGGCCAUCAGGAUAGGAGGGCCUGCCAACUGGGGUGGGGCCAUGAUCAUCGGAGGAGGCUUCAGGAUCAGUGAUGGGGUGAUCAAGAUCGUCGACCCUACCGGCGCCAAUACCUUCAAAAUUGGUGAAACAAAGCCGGCGGGGUCUGCUCAACCUUUCGACAAGCCAAAAGAAAUUGAAGAAAAUAAAAAAGAAAAUACUUCAAGUGUGACCGAGUCAAAAGAAGAAAAAGAAGACACUAAAAAUAAAUCUAAAAAUGAAUCUGAACCUGAAAAAACCGAGCAAGCAUAACCAAUUGAACAGUUUUAUUUAAUCAAUCAUAAAAUAUUACGUGCUAUUUAAUGUUUUUAAGUAUCUUUCUCUAGGAAUGAACAGAUCUCAUUAUUUUCUGUUCAAGCAGAUAAAUUAAUUUUAACGUCAUUAUUUUUAGUUUUUAUUCACGUAUAAACAUAGAUAAAAAGUAUUUUAAAGGUUUUUUUUUUUUACUUGUAUGAUAUUACGAUAAAUUAGCAUUUACUGACAGAAGAGCGGAAUCUUUGCUUCAGCUUCAAAAUCAUUAGCUAUAUUAUGUAUUUAAAAUCCUAAAAAAAGUUCGAUCAUGAUAGUUAUGUUGAACUAUUGUUUUUAUUAGAAUAUCAGAAAAAAUAUGAAAGUAGCUUUAAUUUGUUUUUGUAUAAUCGAUUGUGAUAUUUUUUUCCUUCAAUUUUUGUAUUCAAUUUAUAAUUUUUGUAAGUUAGUUAAUCAAUAUGUACCACGAUUUGUAGUUUUCGAUGCAGUAAGUUAAGGACAUUUUAUGCACAAAGAGCUUUGAAUUUAUGAGGUGAAAUGAAAUUUUAUUUUGCAUGGCGAAGGCAUUUUUCAAACAUUUACUAUUAUGAAUCAUUUAUACUCAUAAUAUAUAGAGGUUGUUGGUUUUGGAAGCUUAUGUAUAAAAUAAAUAUUAGACAAAUG